CGUCGUUACUCCUUCGCUCUCUCGGGUGCUCACGUGUUUUCGCUUAUCAUCUACGUUUGUACUAAAGCCGUUUGCUGUUGUCCUUCGACUCUUCUUCAAUACUCGAUCCUCAACAACGUCCAAAAAUAUCCGCGUUCGAGAUUCUGGAAUCUUCGCGUGGAUCUUUUCUGCAGCGCAGCUCGUCUUCGGUACACGACUUUCUUUGAGCAAACAAAGGUUGCAGACUUGCGCCUCGAACAUCAAGUUUCGGGGUAAUUAACAAAACAGCAUAUCUUCUUCGAAUCCACAGAAACGGCUCAUCGUCAUGUCACGUACUCAAAAGCCGCAAGACUUGAAGGUCACCUUGGCCGAGCAGAUCGAUUCUUCCUUUGCGUACGAGACCAUCCGCGUCCUCCAAGGACCCCAUAAGGUCCUUGAUAUCUCCCUUCGGCGCACCAUUCGGGUUCCUGAUAACGAUCAAGCAUACCUCCUUCCACCGGACUGUGGUGCCUUCCCUAUCUAUUCCGUCAAUCGAUUUAAGCACCAGCUUCCCAAUGAUAUGGCGGAGAAGGGUGGGCUCUUUAUCCCAAUGUACGAACGUGAGGCCAUGUGGAUCAACUUCGAAUCCAUCCAACCUUUCGCAGUCAAAAUAUCUGUUGGCGGCAUCAACGCUGUGUCUGGAGACUCCGCAACCGACGCGCUGAGUGCGUCCAGACUCCGAGAACGUCAGCAGAAGGGUACGCUGCAAGAUUAUGUUGUGACCGGUCGUAACAUGCAACAAUGGCUUGACGGCAUCGCAGCAGAGGAGGGCAAAGUCAAGCAGUUUAUUGCUACACCAGUUGGCUCUGGAUAUUCGGUCGAGGCUCAGCUCACUGGUGCCGAUAAUGUUGCUGGUCUUCAAUUCGAAGUGAUGGCACUCAAGAAAAUGGACGCCAUCACGAUCUAUGUCAAGACAUUGACCGGAAGAACCAUUAGUCUCACAGUUGAUCUGACGAUGACAGUUGAUGAUGUCAAGUGUUUGAUUCAGGACAAGGAGGGGAUCCCGCCGGAUCAGCAGCGUUUGAUCUUUGAAGGCAGCCAACUUCAGGAUGAAUGCGUACUUGCCUCGCUGGGUAUCGAAUCUGAUUGUGUUCUUCAUCUAGUCCUCAGACUCAGAGGUGGCUUCAUCUACGAACAGCUUUCCCUCGUAGAAAAGGCAAAAUACGACCGGGAUCAGCAUGAGAAGCGCUCCGCAGCCGCCGAAGAAGAACGUAGGGUUUCUGAAAUGACCAUAGCCGCUGGCGGAACCAUUCAUCAAGCCAUCGUGAAGGACAAAAUCAGCGACAGUCAUUGGGACAAACAUAGUACCAUUUCGUUCAACCUCCAAAUCCUCAAUGCUGCGAACUUCCACUCUCUCCUUGGAAUCUCAGCUCCGAACACCCCAAUUAGUGCUGCUACCUACGCCGAGUAUGGCUAUCCAUUCUUCAAGCUGUAUGAGGACAAGAGCGGCAUCAAGGGAAACUUCGAGGGCGUCAAGAGUGUUGGACAGCUGCGCAAGGAUGCUGGCACACACAAUCCUGAUGAAGACUUUUAUUAUGGAUUUCCGAUCGUGAGCCUCAAUGCUCCUACAUCCAAGAAGCCGUUCGUGAUUCUCUCGGAUCUGGAAGCUCGGCUGAGAGACAUCAUGAACGAUGCGGUAAUUUGGUUUUCGCAUUGACUCAACUUCACUGUCCUCAUCAUGAGCAAAUAUUUUGGUUGGCGAGGGAAAAGUUACGGUGCAUAAGUAAUAACUUUUCGGAAUUCAUUGAGCGUGGCAGUGGCUUAUGCUGAGCUUGACGCGCUUUGCAAAGAAGAUAGUACCUAGGUAUAGAAGAAAAUCAAAGGAUAGC
Mollisia scopiformis is the source of this 1847-nucleotide messenger RNA. RefSeq names its product ubiquitin-domain-containing protein. Gene Ontology annotation, cellular component: nucleus; cytoplasm. Lineage: Eukaryota; Fungi; Ascomycota; Leotiomycetes; Helotiales; Mollisiaceae. Gene Ontology annotation, biological process: protein ubiquitination; modification-dependent protein catabolic process. Gene Ontology annotation, molecular function: protein tag activity; ubiquitin protein ligase binding. Bases 305 to 1675 code for a protein of 456 amino acids. The transcript is spliced from 5 exons. The record is from RefSeq and is a predicted model, not a curated record.